Aspergillus pseudoviridinutans is the source of this 2046-nucleotide messenger RNA. RefSeq names its product CCCH zinc finger protein. Gene Ontology annotation, biological process: box C/D snoRNP assembly. The record is from RefSeq and is a predicted model, not a curated record. Gene Ontology annotation, molecular function: metal ion binding; RNA binding. Lineage: Eukaryota; Fungi; Ascomycota; Eurotiomycetes; Eurotiales; Aspergillaceae. The transcript has 2 exons. Bases 1 to 2046 code for a protein of 681 amino acids. Gene Ontology annotation, cellular component: nucleus.
AUGAGCUCCCAGGGAUUCUCAUUUCCUCCCCCUCCUCCUCCCCCUCCUUCUUCUCAGCAACAGCAGCAACCUCCGUCAGCUUUUCCGUCCGGGCCUCCACAGUACGGUUACGGUUCUUAUGGUCAGCGAGGUGGACGAGGCGCUGGAGGGCACAACAGAGGCCGUGGCAGAGGGCUUGGGAAUCGAGGAGGUCGGGGAGGCUCCUUUGUUCCCCACCAUGCCAACCAUACCCCGACCUAUCCCUCUACUACGCCGUCUUCUUUCGGUUAUGGGUCGAUAAACUGUACCGGGUUUACACCUCAAUCUCAGCCUACUGUCUCUCGCAAUAUUCCGUCGACCCAGAUUGCGUCUUUAGGGUCCCCAGGUUUCCAACACCAGUCCAAUACAUCCUCGUAUGCUUCCCCGCAACACUUUUCGCAGCCGCCAGGCGUUCUCGGAUCUCCAUAUCAGCCACAAUCUGGCUAUGAUGCAUCUUACGCCCCCCAAAAUGCGCAAUCGGGUCCUCCAUACCCUUCUGUCGUGCAUUCAACUCAACAUAUCCCUCAACCAGUACAAGCACCGAUGAUGAGUCCUCCAAUGCGUUGGGGUUUUGAGACAUCACCACCUACAGGAGCAUUUGCUAGCUCUCGGCGUAGCAAUCAAUGGGCGCCGCGGCAAUCUAGCACACACCAGAACCAAUCUUUUGGUGGAAAUUCAAUGAAAUAUGGCGGAAAGCGGGAUCAUGCGUCGGCAUUUGGAGGAAAACCGCAAGCAGUUGCACCUCGCGUUCCUGCACCGCCUCCAGUCCCGAGCUUCGGUAACCCUCUGCCAGUAAAACCUCCGCCGGCAGUUGAUACUGCACUAAACUCGAGGAAAAAGAAACGAAAACACAACCAGUUAGGGCUAACGCCCAAAACCGAGGAUCAUGAAUCGAGUGAGGAGGACGACGUGGAUGAAGAAUCGAAGUUGGCGCCUGCUGCUGCUGAUGCUACAGCACCGUUGCGAUUCACCUACAAAGGACGGACGGCUACUCUUCAGUCACCCACAGACAUUGCCGCAUGGAUUGAGGAACGGAAGAAACGAUUUCCGACGCAAGCAAAGGUUGAAGAGAAGAAAAAGGCCAUGGAUGAGGCUAAGAAAGCCCGUGAAGAAGCUCUGAACAAGAAAAAGAUUGAGAGGCAGGAGCAAAGACAAGCCCAGAAGGUCGCCAAUGAUAAGCCAGAGAGCGUCAUUGAUCCGGCGGAUGCAGCUGCCAAGGCGAAACGAAAAGCUGACAAGCUUCAACGCAAGCUGCUGAAGGAACAGGAACGGGUAGCGAAAGCGGAGGCGGAUGCCGAGCGGGCUCGGCUCAAAGUUGAAAAGUUGCAAAAGGUGGCAAUGGAGGCGCGAAGAGGAUCAGAGUCCGCCACGCAGAAAAAUGAAUCUCAGGCUUCCGAAGUGCAGAUAGUCAGCUCCAAGGGCAACGACUCGGAGACUGGGGCUGUCCCUGAUGAGAGUUCUAUCGCACCCAUGGCCUCUGGGACAAUGGUAACAACGACGGAACCCGGUGACUCAAAAGAGAGUCGAAACGAGGGAUCAGCCGCGUCAUUUUCCGAUGGCUCAGAUAGCACCGACUGGACUUCGUCAAGCGGAUCUGAAAUAUCUUCGGAUUCCGACGAGAGCGGUGAUGAUUCGGCCCCCGACGAAGUGUCUUCUCGCCGUGAGGGGCCGGAGCGAGUAGCACCACCGCCUCGAGUAAAUAAGAAGAAAGUCUGUCGCCAUUUCGCCCGCAAUGGGCGCUGCUUGCACGGGGAGAAAUGCCAUUUUCUACAUGAGUUGCCUGAACGAGGCGCCAAAGCAAAACCUGUAGAGAAGAAAGGACGGAGGGGACUCUUCCAAGCCCUGAUCGAACGCCAGAAAGAUGACGAGGAUCGGAGAGCGAUGGAAGUGAUUGUAUGGCUGGGAGACAACGGAUUUCUCGAUGCCCCAGAGGCCGAGGAAAGGGCGACUGGACACUCUCAUACUGAUGAGAACAAAGAUGAGAGCCAGGACCCUCAGGAGGCGAAACACACAGUUGCUGCUGUCUAG